GGCCCCAACCUCUCCCCACGACCCCGCAGUAAUUUACAUGGUGCCAAAAUCGUCAUCCCGAUCCUCUUUCUUCUUCUCUCCCAUACCCUACCUACCUCACAUUUCUCUCCAACAUUCCAACCUCUGAAAGUCUGAACUGUGUAGGAGAAACACCAAGACAUCCAGACAAAGGAGCCUCUCACGAUACCUACACCAUGCCUCAAUCAAAACGAAAAGACCCCAAAGCGUUUCCUACGCGCCAACUGGCCGUUCUUGCGAUAUGUCGAUUCUCCGAGCCCAUCGCCUUCAAUUCCAUUCUGGCCUACACCUAUGAAAUGGUCAAGGAUCUCGGCAUGAAGGAGGACGCCGGUUUUUACGCAGGUCUUUUGAUCUCCGCCUACGCAGUCGCCGAGGCCAUGACCUCAAUGGGAUGGGGAACGCUGUCCGAUCGUAUCGGUCGCAAACCCGUCGUGCUAUUUGGUCUGGUCGGUGUCGCCAUCUCGAGUUUGAUCUUCGGCUUCGCAAAGUCGUACUGGGUCGCUUUACUGGCCCGUUUUGUUGGUGGCGCCCUCAAUGGCAACGUUUCCGUUAUGCAGACCAUGGUGGCAGAAAUGGUCAAAAAUCCCGACCAUGAGCCCAAGGCCUACGCCGUACAACCCUUCGUAUGGACACUGGGCGGCAUUAUUGGCUCUGCCAUGGGCGGUUUCCUCGCCCAACCCGCCGUCUACUACCCUUCAGUAUUCUCUCAAGAUGGCGUUUUCGGCCGGAAUCCGUACUUGCUUCCAAACCUGGUGUCCAUGGCAGCAAUCUCCCUUGCUGUCCUGCAGGGUGCUUUCUUCUUGGAGGAGACUCUCGAAUUCGAGGAGGACGACGACCUCCACAAUGGUCGCAACAGCGUCGCCGUCGAUGAUGAUGACGCCGUCGAUGAGACCACGCCCCUACGCCGUGCACCAAUCCGAACCUUCAACCCGCGUCGUUCAAUUUCCACCAGCCAUUCGCGACCGCGCUUUGCGGAAUCUAGCUUGCCCAUGCCUUUCGAGCACGACUUUGACCUGAGGAGAUCGUCCUUUGGAACGGUACAUUCGAUCAAGGUUAUCCCCGAAGACCUGCGGCAACACCUCUUGAACUCUCGUGCCCAGGCUACGGGACAGAAGAAGGUCAAGACGUUCAACAAGACCGUCGUCAUGCUCAUCGCUGCCUUCAUCAUCUUCUCGUACCACCAGAUGGCCGCCGGUACUCUCUUGCCCACGUAUCUACUCGACGAUCCCUCUGACCCCAAGCAUCCGCGCGGACACCUCGAUUUGCGUGGUGGUCUGGGAUACUCCCUCCACGACGUCGGUGUUUAUCUGGCCAUCAACGGUGUUCUUGGACUGCUCAUCCAGGGUCUCAUUUUCCCCAUCUUUGUAGAACGCGUCGGUGUUUGGGGCUCCUUCAUUUCCAUGAUUGUCGUAUACCCAACCGCGUAUUUGCUGCUGCCUUUCUUGUCCGCCCUGCCUGAAAGCCUCACCGAGGCUGGUAUUUGGUUUUCCCUCAUCAUGCAGAGUUUCUACGGUAUCAUCAUUGGCCCCGUCACCCUUAUCCUGAUCAAGAACGCAACGCCCACAUCGCAAGCCCUCGGAAAGGUCAAUGGCGUGGCCAUGUCCGGUGCCUGUCUGGCAAGAACCGUCUCCCCGCCCCUCGUGGGAGUCAUUUACAGCGUCGCUGGCUCUGCUGCGGCCUGGUUCAGCUGUGCCCUCUUCGCCGUUGUUGGACUGAUACAGGUCAUCUGGGUGCCCAAGAAGCACAUCGACGUGGACCACGUUGAGAUUGACAAUGCGAUCUCGAGACGUUUCUCAGUUACAUCCAUGAGGAGAGACAGCAUCGAAUCAUCCCGUGGCCGCCGCUCGAAUGGUGUUGUUUAGGUGGAUGAAAGCAAAUGCUCGACAUGCCUGCAACCAACCCACUGGGGCGAGGGGGAGUUUACCAACGACCAUGCUGAUCUUUUUUGCUUCUUUGACCUUCCAUCCUUCUCAUCAUACCUUUGUUGCGUUCUAUGGCAUUGGCAUAUGUGCGAAGCUGUGCGACAACAUUCUCAUUUAAUGAGCCUUUUGGUAACGGUCUAUCAUGGGGUGUUUUGAUAUUAUCUGAUCUAUGAUUUUCUGUGGUGUUGAUAUACGCGCUCAUGGUCUUAUGACGUUUUCCAGAAUGGAAUGCAGGCGUUCUAUAUAUACACGAAUCUCUUUUUUAUGUUGACAACAUUUACGAAUGAUUGUUUACUCGCGGGAGUUAGCCACGCAUACGAAUUGACUUUAUUCCAUCCUUUCGA
This is a messenger RNA of Colletotrichum phormii, 2284 nucleotides long. Its product is annotated as major facilitator superfamily transporter. The transcript has 3 exons. Lineage: Eukaryota; Fungi; Ascomycota; Sordariomycetes; Glomerellales; Glomerellaceae. Bases 195 to 1880 code for a protein of 561 amino acids. Gene Ontology annotation, biological process: transmembrane transport. The record is from RefSeq and is a predicted model, not a curated record. Gene Ontology annotation, molecular function: transmembrane transporter activity.